UUAAACCUAACCAUAACCUUAAUCACACUGCUAAUAUAAUGCUAACCCAAACCUUAAAUUAAGACUAAAAAGCACAUUUUUGUUUUCAUGAAUUUUUACGAUAUAGACAAUUUUGCCUUUGUGAUUCUGUAACUUUAAUUAGUGGAAGCAGACACUCAGAGGGCAACAGCGGUGCGUGGAGAAGGUUGACUGAGUGAGGUGUAUGAUUCACACUGGGCUAACAGUAGUUAGCAAGAGCUCACUGAAAAGUUUAAUACAAAAUGUACUUUAACCAGCCAGCUACCAGACACGGAGACUGUACUGCAAGCAUACAGUACAGACUAUUUGACCGUAUUGACAGAUGAAUUGGGAUUUUUUUUUACAAGUUCAGAGCUAGCUAACGUAAGCUAGCUAGCGUUAGCUAGCUGCUAGCAAACAGCACAGCCAGCGAAUCGAAUCAAGUGCUAAUGGACACGACUUGGUAACUUCACCGGUACACAUUCUUUGGAAAAGCAAGCAACACCAUUGAGAAAGGCACCAAAACAGAAGAAAACUGUCUGAAACAGGGAGGGCCUACCAGGACUUGUCCAAUAACAACAGGGGAGACCAUGUCAGCAACAUCAUGACAGACAGGGAAGAGGCGCUUUAGCACCCUGACCACAAGGUAAGGAGCCAUGGAUGUGUUACAGCAGCUACCUUCCCCUGAGCACCUUGAACAGGUGAAUGGGGAGACUAGGACAGGCCCGCAGCCCCUAUGUGGCCCAAACUUUCCACAUCCCCUGAAUACAGCAGCUGAUGAUAUAUGGACUGCAAGGGAGGUGGAGGCAGUGGCCCCUGACUUUGGAGGGUUGACGGACCUGCAGGAGCUGGGGGUUGAGGAGGGUGAAGGCAGUGGGGCGGAGAUGCCGAGGUCCCCCAUCUCAAGGGUAUCAUGGAAUGGUAGCCAACAGAAUGGAGAGAAUGGAGGAGGGGAAGAGGAGAGACUGGAGAAGGACAAGACUAGCUACAGCAGACAAGACAGUCCUGCUACUGAUGACAACUAUACAGACCUGUCUCACACGUCGUCUCCCUCGCUGUCGGAGCAGCUGCGUCUGGGACGGGAUGAGGCCACAGGCCCUGGUAUCAACGUGGAGUGUAGGAUCUGUGCUGACAAAGCUUCAGGGUUCCACUACGGUGUGCAUGCCUGCGAGGGCUGCAAGGGCUUCUUCCGGCGGACCAUUCGGAUGAAGCUGGAGUACGAGCGCUGUGAGAGAGCCUGUAAGAUCCUGAAAAAGAACCGCAAUAAGUGCCAAUACUGCCGCUUCCAGAAGUGCCUGGCCCUGGGCAUGUCCCAUGACGCGAUCCGGUAUGGGCGUAUGCCGGGGGCUGAGAAGAAGAAGCUAGUGGCUGGCCUGCUAGCGGAGGAGCUGGACCCCCACCAUCUUGGUGGCUCAGACCUCAAGACCCUGGCUAAACAGGUGUACCAAGCCUACCUGAAGAACCUCAUUAUGACCAAGAAGAAAGCCCGCAGCAUCCUCACCGGCAAGACCAGCUGCACAUCGCCGUUUGUGAUCCAUGAUGUGGACACCCUGUGGCAAGCAGAGAGUGGUCUAGUGUGGAACCAGUUAAUCCCGGGCGCGCCCCUCACAAAGGAGAUAGGGGUACACGUGUUUUACCGCUGUCAGUGCACCACGGUGGAGACGGUACGAGAGCUAACUGAGUUCGCCAAGAACAUCCCAGGGUUUGUGGAUCUCUUCCUCAACGACCAGGUGACACUACUGAAGUAUGGCGUCCAUGAGGCCAUCUUUGCCAUGCUGCCCUCCCUCAUGAACAAAGAUGGCCUCCUGGUGGCCAACGGGAAGGGCUUUGUGACCAGGGAGUUCCUGAGGAGCCUCCGUAAACCCUUCAGUGAGAUCAUGGAGCCCAAGUUUGAGUUUGCUGUGAAGUUCAAUGCUCUGGAGCUGGAUGACAGUGACCUGGCUCUGUUUGUGGCCAUUAUCAUCCUGUGUGGAGACCGCCCGGGGCUAAUGAACGUGAAGCAGGUAGAACAGAGUCAGGACGGUAUUCUCCAGGCCUUGGACCAGCACCUGCAGGCCAACCACCAGGACUCCCUCUACCUCUUCCCCAAGCUGCUGAACAAGAUGGCCGACCUCAGACAGCUGGUCACAGAGAACGCCCUGCUGGUGCAGAAGAUCAAGAAGACAGAGUCGGAGACCUCUCUGCACCCUCUACUACAGGAGAUCUAUAAGGACAUGUACUGACUGGACUAAACCAGACUGAACAUGUACUGACUGAACUAAACCGGACUGAACAUGUACUGGGACUUGCUGCACCCGCUAGUGCAGGAUUUCAACAAGGACAUGUACUAGUCUCCUCAAAAUAGUGCACAACAUAGGGAAUAGGGUGCCAUUUCGGACACACCCCGAGUCUGAGACCUCAUUGCUCCCGCUACUGCAGGAGCUCAACAAGAACAUGACUGGACACAGUGGCCUAAACCCGACCAACUCGGACUAGACUUUGCUGCAUCUGCUACUACAGGAAUGGGACUAAACCAGAUUUAACAGGAUGGGACCGUACUUUGCUGCACUCUCUACUGUAGGAGAUCUAUAAAGACAUUCAUGUACUAGUCCUCCUCAUAAGCAGAGCCAUGCUGUUCAAUUCAAUACUUUAUUGUCCCCUUAGAGCAAAUACUGUUGUUGACAGCAAUAUGUUUACAUAAUGAUGUUAUGUAUAUAUUAAUGUACAAUACCAGUCAAAAGUUUGGAAA
This is a messenger RNA of Salmo salar (Atlantic salmon), 2725 nucleotides long. The record is from RefSeq and is a predicted model, not a curated record. Lineage: Eukaryota; Metazoa; Chordata; Actinopteri; Salmoniformes; Salmonidae.